Molecule: messenger RNA, 5507 nt
Organism: Paramuricea clavata
Lineage: Eukaryota; Metazoa; Cnidaria; Anthozoa; Malacalcyonacea; Plexauridae
Source: the annotation of a GenBank genome assembly
AUGAAUGCCCUUGACAGGGAAUUUUAUGCAAAACAUUUUUUGACAGAAAACAAAGGGGAAAUUGAUGUACAAUGGAAGGAAAAAUGUGAAGAGCCCAUGGUAAAACCUGAAGAAUUAACAGGAAUUCCUGACACAGAAAAAUCAUCAUUAAUCAGGUACGCGUGAAUAGGGUGGCAUAUUUUUAUACAUUUAUUUUUUUACGAAGCCUCUUUUCCAUUCAUGGCAAUAUAUAUAUUAAGUAUAUUACUUCUGAGGUUUCACUUUCUACCACAAAACGUCCUAAACAACUUCCUACAUCCAUAAACAAACGCAUUUUGCCUCGUGGAAUGGAAAAUUCCACCUUUCACAUCAUGAAAAUGUUUUUACUAUUGCACUCAUAAACAUUCAUUAUUAGUUUAUUAUUUUAUGUAUCCACAUGACUGGGCGUAAAAGUUAUAAUCAACCUGUACAGCAUAUUUCGUUUUUUGUCGUGUUUCUCCCAGUUUUGAACGUGAUACACACACACAUCUUCUAAAGAAGACCUUACUUGAAAAAACGAGCGGGGAGCCGGACCACCACCAUUUUUUUUCUGGACCUCACCACUCGACAAGCAAACAAAUCUUAUUUAUUGCUUUUAUUAGAAGGCGCAGUAUAUCUUCCGACCGAGAUGUCGCGAACCAGUACCGUUCGGUUUCAAUGGAGAAAUUUAUGGUUUUCGUGCGUUCUGAGGCAUCCACUGUCAAUCUCAAGGUGUCAGGAUGCGAAAUAACAGUUUGUAUUCCUGCUUCUGAUCAUACACGAAACGUACAACUGCACAGAAAUGUUGGUUCCUGGAGUGUCGAUUUGUCGCGUAAUAACCCAGGAUUUGGCAAACCAUAUUUGUUAAAGUUAACCAAUCAAGAAAAGGUGCAUUAUUUUUUUUAAAUAGGAUUUUUUCAUGUCUAGCUGACUUGUUUUUGAGAAUGAUCAACACUAAACCCGAUUUACAUUACGAAGCAUAACCUGGAUUAUUCCCAGGUUAUGCUUCAUAGCCAAUGAAGAUAUGGUGCGAAAAAGUAUAGUGUAAAAUGCGUUUAACCUCGUUUAAAACUUUUGCAAAGUGAAUAAAAUUCUAAACAGAUUCACGUUCAAUAAUAAUUUAUGAGGAUAUUAGAUGAUCAUUCUAAACCUGGUGGUGAAUUAUGUGUGCUGCAGUCCUACGACUUGAUCAAGAUUUGAUCCAGUGCAAAACCUGGAAAAGUCUUUGAUCAACAAAGUUCUAUUUACAGAUUUAAAAUAUUUCAAAUUUCUAGAAUGACGAGAUAAAAGUUUCCAUUGUUCCUGAACGUGAUUUUAUCAAGACGAGUAUGCUUCAUUGCACAUUUAAAAGUCUAACAGAGUUCUCUCUUACUGGUCCAAACUUACGAGUAGUAAACUCACUGUAUGAUAACACAUUAACUGGAAUGAGUCUUCAGCUGAAUUCAGUUGGAAAUUUAAGAAUAUCGUCUCAUCCACUGCAAGUGAAAUCUCUUGACAUCAGUGUGAGGCCUCCCGAAGGUAAGUGCCUCAUGAAGAAAUAUUAGCAGAAUACCAUGUAAUUUCAUAGAUAUGAAUAAUUCAUAAGCAAGACACAAAGGAAAUAUCGGUACCAUGUCGUUGACUUGAUGUUAUGGUAAUGAAUUUGGUUUCAAACUGGUUCAUGUGAAAAGUCACUUUUCUAGUUAAAUACAUUUUAAUGUUUGCGAUGCAAUCCCACGCCAUGAUUAAUUGCCUUAUUUUAAUUAUGUAAAUUAUAUGUGUAUUUGUUUUACCCAUAUUUUACAUUUACCUAUAUAGGGGAUCCAGGCAACAGUAACGUAUAUGUGGACACUGGGGCUGCCGUUAAAUGUCAAAGUUUGACGGCGUGUAUCGAAGAUGGCUCCAACGUAUUCUUGAAUGGCACAGUAACGUGCACUCCUUCAUGUAAUAAUCUGAAUGUUCGAGUAAUAUCUGGCAAUCUCCAUGUGAGUGUGAGCGGAAUUCUAGGACAAAAGGUCUUCACAGAUACCGUAUCAGAUAAAGAUAUCAAGAAAACAAAUAAGAAAAAAAAUCAACACACGAGCAGUUUCAAUGGAUAUAAAACUCCACCCAGCACGUUAGAACAGAACAGCAAGAUGGACGCAUCCUAUGAACAGGAUGCAAAGACUGAUUCAUCAGGUCGACAGAAUACCAAGGCCGAAACAAACAAACUGUAUUUGGUAAUUGACGAAGGAAACUUGACAAAUUUUGGUAGAAUCUGUGCUAAAGAGUACUUGUUGUUAAUCUGCGACACCUUGAUGCUCUGUAAGGAUUCCAAGCAUGAUACAGCAUCCAGAGGGUUUCGCAGUUACACUGCAUUGCAAAAAGAAUCUGGAUUUUUGUCAAGUAUCAGCGUACAAGAAAAUCCAAAACAACGCUCUUCGUCUUAUGAUUCUCGAUUACUUUCAACUGUGCAAAGUCUUGAUUCUAAACGUUUGAUAUCAAUUUUGAAUGAAGAAGUCGAUCCAACGAUCAAGGUAGAUGAUCGUAGUAUUUACACUGAAUUCAAUAAUAUCUGUGGUGAAAGAAAUAAAGCAACUUACGAUAAAGAUAAAGUAGAAAAAGACUUGAUACGUAGAUGUUUGAACAUCUGGAAGUGGAAACAUGGUGUAAUUUCCUGUACAUCAAUAACGUGUGUAGUGAAACAAGAUAUUAAUGAUUGUUCACAACUACAGAGCAAGGAAUUAGCUUUGCAGGUCGAUGGAACUGCAAGGGUGGCAAGACCGUGGACAUGGAAAUGUGGAGAAUUAUCUGGUUUUGUGAAAGGAGAUUUUCUUUUCCAUGAUAACGCUGUGCUUACAAAAUUUAACAAAUUUUGUGUAUUUGGUAAUUUUCGAAUUUUUCGAACAUCCAGUGUUCGUGUUCAAGAAGGUGGUGACCUAAUCAUUGGUGAGGAAUUUGAAAAUAACAGUGUGUUAAUCAGCGAUAAAAAUCUUAGUUUAACUCUUGGUUACCUGAAACAAGCAAGAGCCAGUUCUAUCAUCAGCAAUGAAGAUCUUCUUGUCGCUUUAUAUAGGAAAAUUGAGGAUGUUUGGUUUGGAAAUAUCUAUGCUGAUCAUCGUCUCUUUCUCCAGGUGCAAGAACGAGUUGUUUGUGACGCUUUAUGUGUUGCAAAAGCAGUUCAUCUGGAAUUCUUUGGAGAGCGUCCACAAUUCGUUGUCACACAAGUACUUCUUGCUGAGGAAGGCAGCUUGAACAUGUGGGCUGAAAAUGAAUAUGAAAGCGCUAAUUUUCUCUUGUCUGGAAAACUAAUUUCCAAUGGAAUACAAGCAGAAACAGCAAGUGUGUGCGUUCUGCCUGGUGGAGUUGCCGAACUCACUUGUGAAUCAAAUGUCAAUGAAGUUGAUGUGAUCACGAGAUGGCUACAUAUCAGCAAUCAAGCAGUCAUGAUAAGUAAAUCGAAAGAAAACAUCAGAAAUCAUGUAUCAAAAAUCAUGAAGAAUUAUAACUUCACAACUAGCGUUUACUGUGAGGAAUCUAUUUUUGUUGAUGGUGCUUUGGGAGCCUUUGGUUCAGAUCUUAGCAUUUACUGCGAGGCCUUGAGAAACAACGGCGUAAUAAAACUAUCCACAAUUAAUCGUUCCUCCAGUUCACUUCACAUUGAAUGUGACAAAGAGCUUUUCAACUCUGGCACUAUUGGAUCGGAAGGAAACAUGACUAUUGAUGCGAUGAUUGUCUCUAACGAAACUGGUGUAAUUAAGUCUUCACCAAGUCUCAGAAUUUCGACAAAUUUUCUUGGUGCAACAUCAUUGUGUGGCCAAAUCCUUGUAGACAAACAACUGUUUAUUCAUUCAAAGUCAGAAGAAGAGCUUUUGUUGAAUGUGAUUGGUGGAAAAAGCGAAGGUGACCGGCAUUUUAUCCCUCCUUACCAACUUGAAGUGAAAUGCAAAAACGCUAAUUUAAAAAUCGAUUCAAGUAUCAUAUGUCCGGAACAGCUGUCAAACGAAAACGAAGGUGAAAGUUCUAUAAUGGUUCUUAGUCUGCACAAUUGUUUGAGUCUAACAAGGGAAUGUGUGUUAGAAGAUGUUCGUAUUCAGUUCAUCCAGAUUGAACAAGAAGACAACAAUGCAGAAGAACCCUCAAAAUUCGUACUUCAGGAUUCAUUUAAAGUAAAAUCACUUUAUCUUUCUUCUGGAAAUGCGCUGGAGUCUGAAGUGGUGAGAAAAGGCAAGAUCUCGUUUGGAGGUUCAAACAAGUCAACUGUUGUUGACACUCUUGAAGUCGAUGGAGCAGUUCAUGAAGUUAUAUUUGGAACAGAAAAUCUGUUUGUUUGCACAGAAGCAGUCCUAGAUUGUGAAAGGGCUACAAUAAAAACAGAUUUAGAGUGUGUGGAAGUUCACGCGAACAACCUGAAUGUUCAUGGACAGAUGAGAUGCAUGGGAGGAAGCUCCGACGAUAAGAAAUCCUUGGUUAAAGUUAAGCAUACUUUUAGUACAGACGGCAGUGUUUUAUGUGCUGGUUCUGUUGAAAUGUUCAUUGGUGAAUCGUUUGAACAAACAGAAGAUGGAAAUAUAGCUGUAGAAGGAGACCUUCUGUUAAAAAUCGUCAAUGAGAAUGGACACACCUCUUUAGAAGGUUUGACUAAAGGCCAGAAAGAAUCAGUUAUGAAAGUUGAAAGUGAUAACAUCAAAGUUUCAGGAUGUGUGUCAAAAGUUCAUACUCUUAGUUUGAACGCCGAAAUCGACAUGGCACUUUACGAGAAAAGUAGAAUUUCAUGUGAGGAAAUUGACGUGACAGGAAAAUGGAUUACAACUGCAGGGACGAUUAAUGGAUUCAACACACUGAGCAUCGAACCAUGGGCAAUAAUGAACACUGGUAUAAUUGAGUCUAAGAACGACUCCUCUAGUAUUUUCUUUCAGUCUGAUUUAACCCUAAUUAACAGCGGUAUUUGUCGUGCACAGAUGACGUAUCUCGAAGCACCAUUCUUAUUAAAUCUUCCUGGUAAAGUAAUUUCUGAUGUGAAUGACGUCACAUGUUGCGAAUUGGUUGGUAAAGAGAAGCUUAAGUUAGAAAGCAUUGCCUGUUUUCUGGGUGGUUCUUCUCUUCGCUCGUGUAAAAGAUACGAAAAUUUGAGCGUGCUGCUGUUCAAAUUUUUAACCUAUAUUGCCUGCACGCCUGAUUCGAAGAAUUUAGAGGCAUGGUCGAAAGCUGCAGAGUCCCUGAGGAACAUUCAAUCACAGGUUGUUCACGAUGCUAGUAAACAAGACUCGACGAUAUUAAAAACCCUGAUGAAUUCGAAGGAUUUAGUUACAGGUACGGAAGUUGAUUUGAGGAUUUCGAGGAUGUAUGACAUGGUUAACGAUUUUGUUGCUGAGAUUUUGAAGAAAGGUAUCAUGUCGUUUGACCACACGAAACUAGUGCAUAUCCUAACAAUCGAGAGUGAACGAUACACGAAGAUCAACAUUUUAAAGGAAAAAUUACUAAAAAUUCCAGAAAGAGCGAGGGCGAUACGUGAGCUAAUGAAAAAAAGAGCAAUCAAAAUAAAGAAAUCA